AUGCGAACCCUUUAUGCAUCAAUCAAAGACAUUAUUCCAGUUACCAAAAACUGGAAAGUAAAAAUGCUCGUUGCAGAAAAAUCUCCAAAAAGGAUUGCACGAAACUCAAUAACAAAAUAUCAGAAUCUCACAUUGAUAGAUCCUCAGGGAAAUCGUUUACAAGCAGUCAUAUUUGGUAAAGAUAUCGAUCUGCGUGAUGAUACAUUGCAGGUUUUUCAAUCUUAUUAUAUAGGCAAUGCAUAUGUCAAAGCAAUAGAUCCAAGACACAAAAUCGAAUCGCAUGAAUAUCAAUGGAUCAUCAAUUCGAGGACAAUUAUUGAAAAUGUUGAAGAUGACGAACCUGUGCUAAAGGCUCCAGAGUAUAAUAUCAUCCCUUUUAAUGAGCUUGAUGCUUAUAAGGAUACAGAUUCUGAAAUAGCUAUUGCAAUCCAAAUGAUGCCACCCAGAGAAGUCAGCACUGUUAAUGGAAAGGCAACAGUUCAAGAUAUACAACUUAUUGAUAAGAGCCUGAAGCCUUUAAUUUUAACAAUGUGGGCUCGAUUUGUUCAUGACGAAUGUCAACAAAUUUCAAACAUCAUUGCAACAAAACCCAUAAUUCUUGGAAUGCGAAUUAAAGUUGGUUCUUAUGAAGGUCUAUCUUUAUCAUCACAAGUGACAAGCGUGUUUACCAUCGAUCCUCUUUUACCAGCUGCGGUUUCGUUACGUACAUGUUCUCGAGUAUAUUUGGAAAUAGAAGAUGACACAGGAUACAUAGCAGUUGUUGCCUUUGGAUUGGUGGCAGAAGAAAUUCUGAAUUUUACAGCAGUUUAUCUAUUAGAGCACACAGGCGAGGAACGCCUACCAUAUUUAGCAAACAUUGCAAGUGCAAUUUUAGAAAAAGAAUGGAUUAUACACUUGCGCGCAGAGAUGAAUCAAUAUGGACAAUUACGACAGAACAAGCUCAAUGUUCUCUAUGUCGAAUCUAUAAAUUAA
Molecule: messenger RNA, 972 nt
Organism: Carya illinoinensis
Lineage: Eukaryota; Viridiplantae; Streptophyta; Magnoliopsida; Fagales; Juglandaceae
Product: replication protein A 70 kDa DNA-binding subunit B-like
Exons: 7
Coding region: 1-972 (323 amino acids)
Source: RefSeq, a predicted model, not a curated record